GUAGGGUGCCUGCCGCAACUGGCAGCUGUUUGCUGUUGCUAAUGUCUCCGGUGUUUUUAACCUGUUAAAUUUCACAUUUUUAAGUUGUUAACUUGCCUAUGACACAACACAAAGUUGGUCCGUCGGCACACGGUUUUUAAAGGUGAUGAAAAGGCUUAAAAAGAAGAAACAAAACGCCGGGUUUGGGGUGAAUGAGAAUGGAGCUUCCACCAGAGAACAAGACUAUGGGAGGAAGCAGAAGUUGGCUGAGAUCCAUCAGGCUUUGAUCAGUGAUCCAGUAGACAUUGAGACCCUGAGGAGAACAGCAGCCAGCAAAGGAGGACUUCUCACUGAUGAACUUCGAAGGAAAGUGUGGCCCAAACUAUUGAACAUCAACGUCUAUGAUCUCCCACAUAAACCUGGUCGAAAUGUAAGAGAGGACCAUAAGGACUACAACCAGGUAGUCCUGGAUGUCAGGAGGUCCAUGAAGAGGUUCCCUAAAGGUAUGCCAGCCUUAGAGAGAACUGUUCUUCAGGACCAACUAAUUGACAUCAUCCUGCAAGUUUUAAAACGCAACCCUCAGCUUCAUUAUUAUCAGGGCUACCAUGAUGUGGCCGUCACUCUGCUGCUGGUGGCUGGGGAACGAAUGGCCAUUGCCAUGUUGGACACGCUCUCCAAAUUUCACCUCAGGGAUUUCAUGGAUCCUACCAUGGACAGCACCAAACACAUCUUAAACUACCUGAUGCCGAUACUGGAACAAGUUGAUCCAGAACUGCAUGACUUCAUGAUCAGAUCGGAGGUGGGAACCAUCUUCGCCCUGUCCUGGCUCAUCACAUGGUACGGUCACGUCCUAUCAGAGUUCAAACACACCCUCAGACUCUAUGACUUCUUCCUGGCUUCACACCCACUGAUGCCCAUCUACCUUGCUGCCACGAUCGUCUUGCACAGAGAGAAGGAGGUGAAGCAGACCGAGUGUGACAUGGCCAUGGUCCAUCACCUCCUUUCACGCAUCCCUCAGGAUCUCCCCUAUGACCUUCUGACUGCUCAGUCCUUGCAACUUUUCAGCCAGUAUCCCCCUUCAUUACUGGCCAAGCGGGCAGCACUGCAGUCACGCAAGAGUCUGUCCAUCAGCACCUUCCAUGCGUUUCAGCUCUCCACUCUCCACCAGAGGCCAGACUCAGUUCUCCAACGCCUCACCAAGGCCCAGGGCUCCACCACCUCCAGACAUGCCUCCCAACACUCAGGCCUGGAAGCAGCUUUACCCGGGGGCCGAGGCCAGCUGUGGGGGAAGGGGAACAGGAUGGUGAAGAUGGCAGUGUGGGGGCUCUCUGCUACACUCGGGGCGGCUGUGUUCGCUGUGGCUCAGACCGCCAUGGACUGGGGACCUGAUAUGUUACUACAGCUGUUCUGACGUGGCAGUGGAAGCAUAGACUGUUAGAAACGGAAUGACACAUGAUGACUUACACCUGCUCUCAUUAUGGAUUUGUAAUUUACAUACAUCUAAGCUAAAGCACAGACAGUGAACACUUUAAGUUCGUCUCGUGGUCAGGAAAAGCAGCAGCAGGAGGGGAGGUUGGUUAUCAUGGUUUUGAACAGGUUGUUGCCACUCAACCACAAGGAACAUAUGCUAACCACUAGUCAGCCUUUAGGUUGCGUGUGCACAUGUGUGCGAGUGUGUGUGCAUUUAAGCGAGCGAGUGUAUGGUUUUUAUGUUACCACUAAUACCACGUGUCAACAUGGAUGAAGGACAGACUUUUGGACAAGUGGUAAGAAAGCUCCAGGGCCUUUCCAUUAGCAUUUCUCAUGCAUGGUCACUCAAGCUAUUCGUCAAUAAGUUUUGAGAAAAAAUAUCUCAUGAGUCACAAAACAAUCAUAGAAACACAAAGUGAUAACAAAUCAAUGCAAAAAAAGAACAAAUGUCAGAAAAGACUUAAAACGGCAAUAACAAAAAAAAAACACUUAACAACAACAGAAAGAUAUACAUACAGUCUUUGUUUAUGCUCGAGAAAUCGAUGCUUUUUGACUGAGAACCACAGAGAGUGACAAAAGAGGAGUAAAACCAAAAACAACAUUGACAAUGUUGUUACUUCUCUUUGUUGUUGACACAAAAUGGCCAUGGACGUGCAGAACAACCUCAGAGAGACAUGCUGUUGGUUGUGGGACGAGGGCUUUUUAUACGUUUGUGCCCAAAGGCCAGUUGUCUCAUAAUUUGUCCAUGCAUGUGUGACACCAACACGUCUUGCUCAUGUCGGCUGUUGCUCACAUGCUAACGUUGUUACAUUUGUCACUCUGCAUUUCCCCGUUAGCUGAGUAUUAGCUCAUCUGUGUGUGUUUCGUGCAUGUUUCUUUGCGCUUAUGUUGAAAGUUUGAGCAAAGACAGAGUAGUCGAGAGAAAUUAUGGUUUGAUAGAGGGAGGGAUGUGAUCCCUGUGAGUUUUUUAUUCAUUGCUUAACUGUAGCUGUCACCAAAUUACAUUUCCAGAAAUGUUUGCGUCACAAAAAAAAAGCUGUUGCUGCCCCAAAACGAGAACAUCACUCACUGUUAGCCUGCAGCCCUAAAUACAAGCAAAGGACUAUUUGCAGAUGCAUUUUUGCUGAAGGAUUUGAAAUCCAUAUUUUCUUAAUGACAUUUUCUGUAGUGGUUCUCUUGCUGUCUGGCCCACCGCUGCUGAAAAGAAAAUAUAGGGAAGACACCACUACUUUUACAUUCUUAAAAUAUUUAGCAGGUUUGUGCCAACAUCCACCCUGAACAGCCGUCAUCAGAGCCCCAGUACAUGACUCAGUUCUUCUGCUUCAUAUUUCUCUUCAAAAUGUCACCACUGUGCAAUUUGAGGACGCCCGAUUAUCUUAUCAUUAUUAGUAUGUUUUUAUUAUUGAGAGAAGCAAGCCAUGUGCACCUCUUCAAAAGACUCCACUGACGCUGUAUCUGUUGUUGGACCAGAUGUAAUCACGGAGUUUCAUAGGCUGGAAAUUGAAUAUUAAUAAUGGAGGCCGGUUCCACCUGGGGUGCACACAAUAUGUACAGAGUACAGGGUUUUUUUCCCGAACAGCAGUGCAUGUUGUGGUUGCUGACUUAUGUUUUGAAAUAUUUAACAGCUUUUACUUGCAUGCAGUGAAGCUACUGCAUUUGUUAGCACAACUUCACUGGAAUCACAACGCUCCCUCCUCCACUUCCUGUGUUGUCAGAUAUAAAUGUGUCUUGAUUUUUACACAGCUGGAUGCACAGACUGCCCCUGUUGAUUUUAGCCUCUGCGGAGCAUCUGUAAAUAAUCUGCCGUGUGUACCGACCGUGCUAAUCAUUUGUACUACAGUAUAGAGAAGAGCAGGUGAUCAAAAGAAGAACAAUUCUCAAGUUAACUGCAAAUAUGAAGGGUGUGAAUCUGUGUUAAUGUUUUCAGAAACAUCUGCAGAAGUUUGGCGGAAGUCAAACCGCUAGGACCACAUGGAAUAAUCUUAAUUUAUGUUAAUUUGAUUGCUCAUAGUCAAGACGUUUUAUUAGUCAAUCAGUAAUAAUAAAUCAAUGGACUGUGCCUCAGGUACUUGACUGGCCUGUAAAUCAAACAGCUGGUGAAGAUGUGAGGAAUUCACACUUCAUUUAAAUUAUUUUCAAUGAUUGGUAUCAUGUGUUGAUGAAUUAUUGUGUGUGUGUGUGUGUGUGUGUGUGAGAGGUAGAGAAGAAACUAGUUAAACUAACAGGUCAACAGAAAAGCAGGUCUCACUCCCCUGUGCUUUCUGGGCAUCGUCUAUGUUUUUAUUUAUUUCACAUUUUGAUGCUCUUUGUGCCUCUUUAGCAAUCGACAAAUUAUUUAUUUUAAAAGCAACAACGUAAUGGGCUAUUUAUUCAGUGGGUACAUCUUAAUUGGCCUAUAAGUUUAAAAGUAACCUAGUUGCUUUUACUUUGCAUGUUUGUACCUGGUUGGGUUUUUAAAAUUCAGAUUAGAAGUAACAGAAAUUAUUUUUGUUUUGCUAUGGAAAUCAUUAUCAGUGGGGCGUGUUUCCCACUCUGAACUGUUCCUUCCUGUGCCAGUUAAUUUUCUAAAUAAAAAUGAAUAAACAAA
Molecule: messenger RNA, 4036 nt
Organism: Solea solea (common sole)
Lineage: Eukaryota; Metazoa; Chordata; Actinopteri; Pleuronectiformes; Soleidae
Exons: 10
Coding region: 146-1390 (414 amino acids)
Biological process (GO): positive regulation of GTPase activity; endoplasmic reticulum to Golgi vesicle-mediated transport
Cellular component (GO): endoplasmic reticulum membrane
Molecular function (GO): GTPase activator activity
Source: RefSeq, a predicted model, not a curated record